AUUCAACAUUAUAAUCAAAUUGAUAAAAUUGGUAUCACGAUUUUUUUACAAUCAGUUAUUUCGAAACAGUUGAAUCUGGUUCAUCAGAGGUUUGAUACAGAAUGACCAUAGAAUAUUUUCAUCCAAUCACACAUGAAACCAGAAAAUUCAUAUGGAGUAAAUAUGAGAAGACAGUGGAGGGUGCAGAACAAGAUAUAGCAAGUCUCAGAGAAUGGAUGCUCUCUCAACCUCACUUACCUGAUGAUUUGUCAGAAAGACAAAUAAUGAGUUUGUUGCUGUUGGGGAGAGGAAGCAUAGAGAAGACGAAGAUGAAAAUUGAUAUGUAUUACACAAUGCGAUCUCUGUAUCCAGAUAUAUUUGAGAAUUCACACCCCCAAUCGCAGAGAAUGAAAGAAGCUUCAAAAUUCAUGUACAUUUGUCCGCUGCCAAAACUGUUCGACAAAAUCAACAGAGUGUUGGUAUUGAAGCUGAAAGACAUAGAUCCCGCUGGGCUUGAUCCAUCUGCGGUUUUCGCUCGCUUGAUCAACGUUGUCGAGAUCAGGCUGAUGGAGGACUUCUGCUUCGGACAUCUAGUCAUCAUGGACAUGCAGAACUGCAAACUAGGACAUUUGGGCAGAAUCACGCCGACGUUCGUGCGAAACGUGUACACAAUUGGUGAGAAAGCCCUGACGACUAGAGUAAUCGCAUUGCACAUCAUCAAUGCACCAGCUUUUGUGGAUCAAACUGUUCUAAUCAUCAAAUCGAUUGUCAAACCAAAGCUAGCUCAAAAGAUUUUCGUUCACAAAGAUAUGGAAUCUGUUCUUGAGUCACUUGAUAAAGAUGUCAUCCCAAGAGAUUAUGGUGGCCAUGAGAAAUCUUUAGAUGAGCUCGAAGCUGAUUUUGAGAAGAAAUUCGAAGAGUACGCAAAUUUCUUCGAUCAGAGACAGAAAUUGACAGUCAAUGAGAAUUUGAGACCUGCAAAGAAUAUGAACGACGAAGUUCUUGGCUAUUAUGGAAAUUUCAAGAAGUUGGAUGUGGACUAAUUCUUUGUUGAAGCCAAAGAGAACGAAGUCAUCUAGAUCUGAACUGAACCUGAUGAAUUCAUCUGGAAAAUAUCUUAUUCUUGCAUAUCUGGAUCUGAACUCAACCUAAUAAAUUCAUUUGCUAAAUAAA
Molecule: messenger RNA, 1152 nt
Organism: Phaedon cochleariae (mustard beetle)
Lineage: Eukaryota; Metazoa; Arthropoda; Insecta; Coleoptera; Chrysomelidae
Source: the annotation of a GenBank genome assembly